This is a messenger RNA of Adineta ricciae, 831 nucleotides long. Lineage: Eukaryota; Metazoa; Rotifera; Eurotatoria; Adinetida; Adinetidae. The record is from the annotation of a GenBank genome assembly.
AUGAAAGAUUUCUUCCUAAGCACGGAUAAUCUGUUUAUCUGUUAUCUUAAGAAAUCAUAUCUUGAAAUGAAAGAAAAAACCGAGAAGACUUUUUUUUCGAAACUCGAUCUGCCAAACGAAAAUAAACAUGUUCAUCUUUCUCUUUUAGCUAUCCUUCGUUCAGUGUCAAGAGAAAAUACGAAUAUCGAUCCGGAUGAAGUUAAUAACGUUAUAUCAUGUGUAAUUGAUAAUAAUCAAAUUACCAUCGAUGUCAAAACAAUAUCACCGUUUAAAUGUGUCAUUGGCUCAGCUGGUCAACUGCAGGAAGAUAGCCAGACAGCUGUCAUUGCUAUUUACGGUUGCUGGCUACCAGAUCGUCGCUUGAGAGAAUAUCGUUACAUAAUGGAUCAGUUGUUUUAUUAUGUUUAUCAUCAAUUAGAUAAACUAGUUACGAAUGAUUAUAUUCUGGUUUAUUUCCAUGGAGCAACACCCAAACAUAGAACACCGGAUUUUAAAAUUCUUCGAAAAUAUUAUCAAAUGUUAAACUUUCGAUUACGAAAAAAUCUUCGGGCGGUUUAUGUUGUCCACCCAACACGAUGGCUACGUACUUUAAUUGCAUUUUCCCGACCAUUUUUCAGUAACAAAUUUUAUCAUAAAGUUAAUUAUCUAUUCACAAUUGCGGAACUUGAACGACAAUUUCCUCAUAAUCAUAUCGAACUUCCAGUUGUUAUCGAACAAACGGAUUGGCUCUAUUCUCAAAAAUAUGAUCGUCAAAAUGCAAGUAUCAAACGUUCGAUUGAACAGUCAAGAUCACGCUCGGCAAGUGGAAUCGGAAAUGAAUCAGUUGCUUAA